This is a messenger RNA of Pseudovirgaria hyperparasitica, 2206 nucleotides long. RefSeq names its product isoamyl alcohol oxidase. The transcript is spliced from 4 exons. Gene Ontology annotation, molecular function: FAD binding; oxidoreductase activity. The coding region runs from base 147 to 1946 and encodes 599 amino acids. Lineage: Eukaryota; Fungi; Ascomycota; Dothideomycetes; Acrospermales; Acrospermaceae. The record is from RefSeq and is a predicted model, not a curated record.
CACAACUCGAUUAUUGGACGUCAGUCAGACAUGGUGCCAGAUGCUGACAUGCGCUGCACGCUCAUAUAUUUUCUGAUUACCAGUACUUAAAGUAGUGAGUGCCGCAACGAAUAUCGCGCCAGCGAAGAUCCUCGACCGUUUGCAAGAUGCAUAUGUUUGAUCUUUUGGCCUGCGUUUGCUUUGCUCUUGUGCCAGUUGCGGCACUUUCCAGCGACGCCGACAUAUUGGCUACGGCCAACACAAAACUCAGCACAAUCGUUUCUCGUAGCGACCAGAAAUACAGCUGUAAAUGCUACCCUGGCGACCACUGCUGGCCAGCAGCAGAUAAAUGGAACGCUCUCAACACAACAGUUAAUGGUGCUCUGCGUAGUGUAGUUCCAGCGGCGGCUGUGUGCCAUGAGUCGUUUCAAGGGAGUCCAACAUACAACGCCGAAGCAUGCGCAGAAGUCAACAAAAAUAUCCACAGUGAAUCCUGGUGGACCGACCAGCCCAUCGAGACAAUGUGGACAUACUGGAGUAACAACACCUGCACCCCCGACUCCCCCAAAGAGAGACCUUGCACUCUCGGCUUCUCGCCCUCGUACGUCAUCAUGGCCACCGAGAUCGCGCACAUCAAGGCCGGUAUAGACUUUGCGCGCCAGCAGAACGUACGUCUCAUCAUCCGCAACACCGGUCAUGACUUCAUGGGCCGCUCGAACGGAUACGGUGCGCUGGCCAUCAACACGCAUAAGUUCAAGGAUAUCUCCUUCACCGGGAGCUACGCUGGCCCGGGAGACUGGAAAGGCGGCGCUGUGACUGUCGGCGCAGGCGUCCAGCUUCGGGAGCUGUACACGGCGGCUCACUCGCGGAGUCCGUCGGUGUUGGUCAUGGGCGGCGAGUGUCCUACUGUCGGAAUCGCGGGCGGAUACAUCCAAGGCGGCGGCCAUGGCAUCAUGGGGACGUGGUUUGGGAUGGCAGCCGACAACGCUUUGGCCUUCACAGCCAUCACUGCCGAGGGCGAGUACGUGACAGCCAACGCAAACGAGAACGCGGAUUUGUUCUGGGCGUUGAAAGGAGGUGGACCGGCGAGUUACGCCGUGAUCACAUCGCUGACGCUGAAGACGUUCCCGGAGAUGCGUGCUGCAGGUACAAUUCUGAACAUCAAUGCCACUCACACGAAUGACUCUGCGGUGAUAUGGAAGGGCGUCGAGAUUUUCCACAGCUUCGCCAACCUCUAUGUCGACAAUGGGUUCUUUGUCUAUUAUGAACUCCUCGGAGGCAGCCUACACGUGCAACCCUUCGUGGCACCAAACAUGGAUGCCGCCGGCAUCAAAGCCGUCCUUGCACCCCUCUUCGCCGCCCUGGACGCCGCAUCCAUACCCUACAGCACGGUAACAAAGGACUUCUCCUCCGUCUACGACCUCUACAUCGACCUCUUCGAAGACGAACCCCCCUACCAAAACACCUACAUCGGCGGCCGCAUCUUUACACGCGACGACAUCUCGUCGCGCAACCCCGAAAUUAUCAACUCGUACAAGGUCGCCGCCGCCCCUGCGCCGGGCUACGUCGGCGGCAUCGUCGGCCACAUUGUCGGCCCCGGCCACAACGUCUCGCAGGCCGACAACGCUAUCCAUCCGGCAUGGCGCAGCGCCAGCAGUUUCUCUAUCGCGCUGCUGGUCGUGGACCGCGACGUCUCGUUGGCACAGCGGCAGGCGGCGCAGGAUGUGUUGACGCACAAGACGGGUGAUGCGAUGAGGGCGGCAAGCCCGGAUGGCGGCGCGUAUGUGAAUGAGGGCGAUUUGAAUGAGCCGGACUGGCAGCGUGCGUACUGGGGCGAUAAGUAUCCGCGGUUGCUGGAGCUGAGGCGCAAGUGGGAUCCGAAGGGCGUGUUUUACGCCAGAACCACGCCCGGGACGGAGGAGUGGGAGGUGCUGGAGGAGGGGACUAGGCUGUGUAAGAGGAAUUAGGAAGGAGUAUGGAUGUAUCGAUGGUGUACAGCGACUGUAAGGUAUAUGGCGGAUUGUCCUGGGUGGUGAGCUGUAUCAUGGUGACGGGCUGUAUCAUGGGUAAAGACGUAGGUGUUGGGUGAGGGGGCGUAAGAUGGAUUGGGACUUGAAUGAUGGUGGACGGCGUCCUGUGCAAUGACAGGCGGGUUGUAUAGAGUAUAGGUUUCGUUACGCUCUCGUUAGUAUCAGUCAUACAAAUGAAUAUAGUGUAUUGUAGUAUC